This is a messenger RNA of Heterotrigona itama, 228 nucleotides long. NCBI's taxonomy places the organism in Eukaryota, Metazoa, Arthropoda, Insecta, Hymenoptera, Apidae. The record is from the annotation of a GenBank genome assembly.
AUGACACGGCCGUGUGUCCGCGUAUUGACGCUAACUGGACUGACCGCGAAGGAGGAAAGCAAGAAGAAGAAGAGAAAGGAAGAAGAGGCAGAAGAGAGGAGAAGGAAGAGAGCCAUCACAGAGCCGUCCUCUGAAACCCGAAAAGACCACCCGGUGCAACGCAACGGGACGAGAAGUUGCGCGCCGAGCCAACAAGUGGGCUCAGGUGAGGCCGAGGUGAGCAUUUGA